AUGCUGGAGGCGCCGCAUGAUGGCAUCGCUGACCCCAAUGCGACCGAUUUCACGGAUGGUAUCAAGAUGACCAAACCGAUCCUGGAGGGCAACUUACCAGCUUCAUGCAAAUUGACCAAGGCUCCCAAGUUUGAGGAGCUGCAAGACUUCAACCGAGAAGACUACAGUUUGUUCGAAAUCCAUACUCAUAUCGACAAGGUUGGAUUUGUGUACUCGGUAGAGCCCCAUUCGGGGCGUCUGGAGCAUUUCCCUACGAACAGAGAUGAUAUCAAGCCUGAAGACUUUGAGUACUUCAGCAACGGCGCCUUCACUUACAACUACCCCAACUUUUCGGUCAACUUGUCUACCCUGUACUUUUUUAUCAUGCGCGUCAUCCUGGCUGGUCACAACACGGUCAUCACUGAGUAUCAAACGUUCCGGAGUCCUGCCUCGACGCAGGACACCUUUCAACGUUCUGCCGACUUCUUCGAAGGAAUCGAGCUGGAGGACUACGACCUGGUAAACGGGGUCCAGAGAAGCCUCGAUUCUGGAGUCUAUGUUCACGGGCCGUUGCACACCACACGGGAAGGAGGCGUGCUUUCUUUCAAAAAAUUGGUGCGACAGCAGCUGAACGACCACGUGAAGUUGGAGGCCGCAACAAGCCGCAAAAUUUGGCCCGCGGAGCGCAAUCAACAGCUGCAUGCUGCUGUUGGCAAGGAAGAAAAAUUCUGCUCUGUUGUUUGCGAGUGUGCCAGGAGAAAGAAUGUCUGA
Molecule: messenger RNA, 750 nt
Organism: Cladophialophora bantiana CBS 173.52
Lineage: Eukaryota; Fungi; Ascomycota; Eurotiomycetes; Chaetothyriales; Herpotrichiellaceae
Exons: 3
Coding region: 1-750 (249 amino acids)
Molecular function (GO): 2 iron, 2 sulfur cluster binding; iron ion binding
Source: RefSeq, a predicted model, not a curated record